Messenger RNA from Centropristis striata (black sea bass), 3857 nucleotides. RefSeq names its product ankyrin repeat and SAM domain-containing protein 6-like. Gene Ontology annotation, molecular function: protein binding. Gene Ontology annotation, biological process: innate immune response. The record is from RefSeq and is a predicted model, not a curated record. The transcript has 18 exons. Gene Ontology annotation, cellular component: cytoplasm. The coding region runs from base 599 to 3403 and encodes 934 amino acids. NCBI's taxonomy places the organism in Eukaryota, Metazoa, Chordata, Actinopteri, Perciformes, Serranidae.
GUCUUCUGUGGGGUUUUUUUGUGGUUAUUCUGUCUUCUCAUUUUGUGUCUUUUUUGGUCAUUUUGUGUCUUUUUCAAGACAUUCAAAGAUUUUGAAUACUUAAAUAUCAUCUUUGCCAUUUUUCAUGUGCUAAUGUGCCCCUCUGAUUAAACACUGGCCCCUCCUUGGCCCCCACAGUAAAAUUGGUCUAGAACCGCCACUGAAGCACUCCCUCCAAGUCUUGACAAAUAAGUCCUACAUGUGCGUAAAUAUUGGGCUUUUAUUUUGAAAGAUGAAAGCGGAAGUCAGAUGUCGUGCUGUAGAAGUGUUGAUGCUGAUUAUAAACAAGUAACGGAACCGGGCAGUGCCGGCUGGCUGCCAGAAAGUUGUUUUGUCGAAACCAGUAACGAUAUUACGAAAGUGUUAUGAUUAUCAGAGAAGUUUCCCUGGGUGGAUAGUUAGAGAGGAAGAAGGAGAAAAGUUAUUUACUUGGAGACUGAACUUUAUUUUGCUGUGCGUCAUGGUUUCUAAUCCCAGGCCGCCGCCAAGUGACAGAGGAAAAGUUCUAGACCGCUAUUAACUCACUUUGGGAUUGAAUGAAGACGGAGAAACUCUUCAGAUGAAUUUCGGAGUCCCCGCUAAUUCUCUGCUGCUGUUCCGGGCCUGCGACGAGGGGGACUAUGAGACCGCCCGGGGCAUCCUGGAGCCCGGAGCCCAGAGGGAGUCCGGCCGGCAGAGCAGGCUCCGGUCCGAGGCUGGAUCCGAGUGCACCACCGCAGACAUGUUGUCUCUGGUCCCGGUGGACUCCACGGACGAGGAGGGGAACACCGCCCUGAUGUUCGCCUCGGCCAGCGGGCAUGAGAACCUGGUCCGGUUCUUGUUGCGGAAGGGGGCCUCGGUGGACAGCCGCAACAACUACGGCUGGACCCCGCUGAUGCAGGCUGCUAGGUUCGGUCACCUGACUGUUGCCCACAUCCUGCUGGAGAACGGGGCAGAGAUCAAUGGGAGGAACCGUCUGGGGGCCAGUGUCCUCACUAUGGCGGCCCGUGGGGGACACACUCAUGUGGUGAAGCUGCUCCUGGAGAGCGGCGCCUACGUGGACGACUACGAUCAUCUGGCUGUUGCUGCGGAGGCGGUCUCCAACGGCAACAACAACAACAGCUGCAGUGCAUCUGGUUUUGGAGGUGGUGAAGGCUGUCCAGGAGGUGGAGGUGGUGGCAGAGAGUUCAUGGACAUCAUUGCGUUGAUGGUGGCGUCUCAGCAUGGGUUCGAGGCCACGGUGCGCCUGCUGCUAGAAUGGGGCUCUGAUGUCAACUUCUCCCAGAAGACCACUGGCUGGGGACCACUGAUGGUGGCCACGCUCAGUGGGAAGGUGGCUGUGUCUCAGCAGCUGGUGGAGCGUGGCGCUGACCCAGACCGGGUCAACGUUCUGUCCAAGACCGCCUUUGAACUGGCCAUGCAGCUAAAACAGAGAGACAUCAAGUCCUAUCUGGACUCUAUCACCACCGUCCGGCCCCAGACAGACGAUGAGAGAAGAAGACCAGACGUGUUCAGUGCCCUUAAGUUGGGAAAUUCUCAGCUAGUGAAGGAGAUCUUGGAGGAGGAUCCGACUCAGGUGAACUCGUCCAAUCAGGAGGGAGCGUCACCUCUCAUGAUGGCAGCAGUGAGCGGUCAGCUGGAGGUGGUGCAGCUGAUGGUGGAGAAGAACGCAGAGAUAGACAAACAAGAUGGCGUCCAUGGCUGGACGGCUUUAAUGCAGGCCACGUAUCACGGCAAUAAAGACAUUGUCAAGUACCUGUUGAGUCAAGGUGCUGACGUCAACCUGCGAGCUAAGAAUGGAUACACAGCCUUUGAUUUGGUGAUGCUGCUCAACGACCCAGACACUGAGCUGGUGCGUCUCUUAGCAUCAGUGUGUAUGCAAGUAGACAAGGACAAGUCCAAACACCGCGGCAGAGCCUUGAUGACUCGCUCCAAGAGCAGACAGUCCCUCAACAACGUCCCCGUGCCUCCUGACGACAAGGGGGGCCUCAAGUCCUGGUGGAGCCGGAUGUCCAAUCGGUUCAGACGGCUGAAGCUGACCCACACCCUGAGGCACGGCCUCUCAUCCAACCGCCUGGCUCCGUUCUCAGACGACGCUGAGACUUCAUUGGACGCCACGAUGAAGGCGAGCAGUAAGCCUGCUGCUGUGUCUAAUGGCGCUCCGGCACCAAGUCCCGCCCUCGGAGGAAACGAUAUCAACACUGCCUGGGCAGUGAAGAGCAAAGAUAGUGGUCUUUGCAGGACAUCCUCAGAAAAGGAGGACUUUCUUAUCACCACAAUGCUCAGAAGUGGAGCACCACUGACCCGGCUGCCCAACGACAAGCUGAAAGCGGUGAUCCCUCCCUUCUUGCCUCCGUCCAACUUUGAACCGUGGAACUCGGACCGUUCACGGCUCCUCAGGGAGGGAAAGAGUGAAGCACCACGGCUGCCCAUGCCUCCCCAGAGGAAGCUGAACAGCAGUGGAAACUCAGAUAUUACCUCUAUUAGUCGUGUUGUAAGCAGGUCCAUAAAGUUUCCCAGCAUCCCUAAGGGGCCCUCCUCCUCGUCUCCUUCCAACUCUGGCCACUACCACUCCCCCCACUCCUCCGGAGGAUCCAAUGGAGUGGCAGGGAUCAACCGGGACUCUCACAACCGCUCAGGGGGCAGUGCAGACAGCGUUCUUUCCCAGAUAGCAGCCCAGAGGAAGCGAGCAGCCGGCCUGAUAGAUGUGAAGACUCCAGCUCCAGAGAAACAGCAGAGCCAGACUCAGAGUCCAGCCUCUCUACCAGCCUCAGCACCAGGCCUGCCUCUGCCUGACGUCAAUCUCCCAGACAUCCACUCCCACCCCAGCCUGGUGGCUUCUGACAUCCACUCCAGAAGGAAGAUGGAUUUGAAGAAGAGACCUCAGUCAGGGAAUUCUUCCACAUCCAAGAGCACGUCGCCCACUCUGACUCCUUCACCUUCCCCGACUCCCAAACCUCCUACUGGACCAGGAGACUCUCUGUCCUCCGCCUCCUCCCAUCCUCGCUCCAAGAGCAGUGGAGGCUCCAGCAGUGGAACCAUUACAGAUGAAGAUGAGCUGUCUGGCAUAUUGAAGAAACUGUCCCUGGAGAAGUACCAGCCCAUAUUUGAGGAACAGGAGGUGGACAUGGAGGCGUUCCUGACUCUAACAGACGGAGACCUGAGAGAGCUGGGAAUUAAAACAGAUGGACCCAGACAACAGAUCCUGGCUGCCAUAUCAGAGCUCAAUGCUGGAAAGGGCCGAGAAAGGCAGAUCCUUCAAGAGACCAUCCAUAACUUCCAGUCUUCCUUUGGUAGCAGCGCCAGUAAUCCAAGACAACCAGGUGAACCUCGCUCACCAACUGGUUGGAUGAGACACCAGGUCCGUUCCUCCAACAAGAGGUAACCCAGCAGGAAGUAAAGCAAAGGUACUUAGAAUAAGAGUAAAAAGGUCACCUCUAGCCAAGGCAUGAAUAACAUGGAGUCUUCUGGACACCGGUGUCCCAGACCACUGUUAGUGCAAGAGGAUGCUGCAGCAAACCCACCAUCCAGACCCUGAUGCCUCCAGGACUAAACUGCAUUAAAGUAUUCCUCUUGUGGAUCCAAAAGCAGGGGAGGUGUGACGGGGCUGGCUGAGUCCAGAGCCCUGCUGCUAUUUCACAGAGCGCAUGAUGUGUGGCAAAUGAUCAUUUUUGCCAAAGUUGUUACGGUUGCCACAUCUACUGCUAAUGCAGCACUUUGGGUUAAGAAGAGAGGUUAGAGAGCAGAGAGUUCAGUAAAAUCGUUCAAAAUGUACUAGUCAGGCGGCUUAGCUAAAUAAAGGGGACACGCCGGACAAAAGCACCACAUUUUUUCCACAU